This is a messenger RNA of Nematostella vectensis (starlet sea anemone), 17759 nucleotides long. Its product is annotated as dystrophin. Gene Ontology annotation, biological process: actin filament bundle assembly; actin cytoskeleton organization. Gene Ontology annotation, cellular component: plasma membrane; actomyosin contractile ring; cell junction. Gene Ontology annotation, molecular function: actin lateral binding. Lineage: Eukaryota; Metazoa; Cnidaria; Anthozoa; Actiniaria; Edwardsiidae. The transcript is spliced from 112 exons. Bases 163 to 16869 code for a protein of 5568 amino acids. The record is from RefSeq and is a predicted model, not a curated record.
CUGUUGUGUCUCGGGCGCGUAGUGAUGGGCUUAUAUUUGCAAUUCAUUGACUACAUUCCGUGUUCUGCAAAGCGUUCACUAGAUCUCUUGCAACUUGUCGUGCGUUAAAUACAAUCGCAAAUGGCUUGGGAAGCUAGUGGAUGAUUCAACUAGCUUACAAAAAUGGCAGAAGAAGGGAACUUUGAGCGCGGCAACGAGCUUCGUGAGUCAGCAAAGUUCAAGGAAAUUAUCAAGAACCGUAUAGGAGAGAGAGAGAAAAUUCACAAAAAGACGUUCACGAAAUGGAUCAACUCGAAGCUUGUUAGGGCCCAGCCUGCCGUGGUGGUGCGUAACCUUGUGGAGGACUUGCGUGACGGUCAUGUUCUUCUCACCCUCCUGGAGGUGUUGCUUAACACCAAGCUGACUCGGGAAAAAGGCCGCCUGAGGCUGCACACGCUGACAAACCUGACGAAGGCGAUGACCGUCCUGGAGAAGAAUGGGGUUAAGAUGGUUGGCAUCAAUAACACGGAUAUUGCGGACGGCAAAGUGAUGACCAUCCUCGGCCUCGUGUGGAGUAUCAUAUUGCGCUUCCAGGUACAAGAGGUGAUGAAUGAGUCAGAGCCAAGUACACCAGGCGGAAGUCAAGACUUUAAUGUGGAAAAGAAACUGCUCAUCUGGUGUGAGGAAACGCUGGACGGCUACGAGGAUGUUGUGAAGCUUAAGGAUUUCACGGUCAGCUGGAGGGACGGUCUUGCGUUCAACGCUAUCAUCCACGCACACAGUCCGGAUCUGUUUGAUUUUGAUGAACUCAUUGGCGGAGACAACAAGACGAACCUUGAGCACGCGUUUAACAAAGCGUACGACGAGUUCAGCGUACCUCACCUGCUCGAGCCAAGCGAUAUCGACGUGAAAAGUCCUGACAAGAAGUUGAUCAUGAUGUACCUCACGAGUCUGUAUGACGUACUACAGAGCCUCACGCCGCCCAAGACACGCAAAGAGCAACGGCUCAAGUUGCGAAUGCAGCUGGAGUCGUAUCGUACCGCUCAUUCUGAGGUGACCUUGUACUUGACUCAAGUAGAGACUAUCGUCUCAGCAAAACUCGAUUCUCUCGGAUCCCAGGGGGACCCUACAGAGGAAUACCGCGAAGCGAAGGAUCUCAUCCGGGAUAUUCUGAACCACAAGCCUGACGUUGUUGACGUCAUCACCAAGGGAAAUGAGCUGAUUGAUGGCGGGAAAAUAAGCUCCGCUGAUGAGUCUGAGAUCACGAACCAGAUAGCUCUGCUUGAAAAUCGAUGGGAGAAGCUCACGUUAUUAGUGUCACGCCUCAACAAGCGCUGUCACAGUGCUGUCAUCAUGCCGCUACAGAAGAAAAUCCAGCUGCUGAUCGUGUGGAUUAAACGCGUGCGCAGUGAGCUGAACCAGCCAAUCGAGUCGAGUCGAAAAGAGAGCGUGAAUAAGGCCAUGCAACAUCACAUGAAAACUGUGGCUGAAAUCGAUCGCAAGCAGCCGGAAGUUGACUCCACUCUUGGUCAGGUUGAUGCGCUGUGUAGCGAGAGAGGGCUGGACGAGGAGGACCGAGGCGAGCUUGAGGACGAGGCUGAGGAGUUAACUCGGGAGUGGCAGGAUCUGAAACACACCGCCCUAGAAACAGACCGGAAAGUCCAGGAAGCCGUCGCGAAGAUCACGCCAACCCAACAGCCAAUCACAGUCACAGUACAGAGCCAAGUAUCUUCAGUCCCUGAUGACGUGGACGGCUCCCCCGAAUACAGCGUCGAGGUUCGUCGCUUCCCUGUCCCUUCCAGUCCUCGCGGUCAGGAUAAGAAGGAGAAAGAGGAGAAGCUGUUGUCAUGGAAACGAAAGCAUAGUGACGCGCGAGAGGUCAUGGGAUAUUGUGCAGUUGAGGUGAAACGUCUAAAAGUUGAGCAGGACCCCAAACAGCUCAAGCGGCAACUUGAGAAAUGUGACGCCGAGCUGCUUGCCGCUGACCCCAAGGUGAUCGACGCCACCAAUCACGGCCAGCAGUUACUAGAUGAUGACAUAUUGGACGAGCAGACGAAGGAGGAGCUUGGGGAGGAGGUGGAGAUGCUGGUGUCUGACUAUGACGAGAUACUGCGCAGCGUGGACGACGAACGUAACAGAGUUCAGCGGCUACUAGAUGAAGACGAGGCGAAAAGGAAACGACAACGUGAAGAAGAAGAGGCGAAAAGGAAGAAAAAAAUGGAUGAAGAAAAGGCGAAGAAGAAAGAGCUGGCCGCUUGGGAAGACGCAAAGAGAAAACUUAAACCACGCAUUGCGCGUCUGGACGUGAGGCUAAAAAGCCUGAAGAGAGAGCCACCUCAAAACUCUGAAGAUCUCCGAAACUACUGUGCUGAAGUCGAGGACUGCCAAAAGGACGUGACUGCACUAGCUCCUGACAUCAAGGCCGCAAUGGAUGACGGUAGCAGGCUUCUUCGCGGGGGUCGUCUGGAUGAUCGCGAGAGGGGUCACGUGUUUAAUGACAUGGAUGAUCUAGAUGCUUCUUAUAAUGAUAUCAAUGACAAAUGCGCUGAGCUGAUGAAGAGGGCAAAUGAGGCGACUAUUAGAGACGCGAGACGUCGAGAGAUCUUGGAGUCCUGGGCGAAUAAAAAGAAUCACACCGAAUCCCAGAUCGAAAAGGUACGAGAGAAAGUGGAGGAAGAGAAGGCGAAGGAACCUAACGACUACAAGACGGCUAAAGAUAAGCUGGACAGAGCGCAGCUGCUCACGACUGAUGUGGACAAGCUUGAGCCGAAAGUCAACGAUACGAUGGCGUUUGGUCACGGGAUUCAAAGUGAGCCUGCAAUCUCCCCAUCCGAGGUGAAAGCGGUCGAUGCCGACAUGAGAGAGAUCAGAGAGAAAUUUGACAAAUUGAAAGAUGCAACAUCCAGACACGAGGAAUGGCUGAUUGUGUACAUCCAAAACGAAGAGUCGGAAAAGGAAGACAAACUCGCCCGAUGGGACGAGGCAAAGAAUCGAUCAUUGUCGCUUAUUGAUGAGUGUCGGAAGAAGUUGGACAAACUCAAGAAAUCCCGAGACCCGACGACAUCGGAAGAAGUUGUCAAGCAGAUGGUUAAAGCACAGGAGUGUUCUGCGGAGGUAUCUGCUGUCUUCCCCGAAAUUCAGUCGACAUAUGACCAUGGCAACAAGCUGAUGGCGGACGAGUCACUGAAUGACGACGAUAGAGACCGCGUCCAGUCAGACAUGGAGACGAUCGGCGACAAGCUUCGACAACUGCAGGCAGAUAUCGAUAAAGAAAGGGCAAGAUUCGAGGCGCUUUUCAAAACUCUGGAAAAACAAGAAAAGGAAAGGGCGAUGAAAGACAAACUUGCCAAGUGGGAUGACUGUACUCGCAAACUACGCAAUUUACUCGCGAAAUUUGAAGCCAAGCUAAGUGACAUAAAGGAUUUGGGGACCCCACAAGACAUCAAAGAAAUUGAAGACCGAGUCGAACAGACUUCGACUCUCUCGGAGGACAUUGUCGCUGCGAUCCCAGAAAUCCAAUCGGGCUACGAGUACGGAAACACAUUACUGGAAGACAAUGACCUUAGCGACCAGGCCAAGGACAAAGUCGAGCGUGAGAUGAAUGAGACUGGGGAUGGGUUUAAAAAGCUUAAGGCGGAGCUGGACGCAGAACAUCAAAGACUUGAGGGCUUGCUUGACGAGAAGCAGAGUGACCACGACUCCAAGCUUGAGCGAUGGGCCCUGGAGCGAGCGAAACUCAAGGGACUCCUCGAGAAGGGCCGCAAGAAGACUGAACACAUCAAGGCUGAAAAGCUACCAGAUACACGUGAAGAGACGGAGCGACAGCUGAAAAACAUAGAGGACUUCCAGGAGGAGAUGAUGGAAGAGUUUCCAGGAGUCAAAGCGAGCGUGGAUUAUGGUAACAGUCUUCUUGACGAAAGCGGGCUCACGGAGGACGAAAAAGACGUCAUCGAGCGAGAGGUGGAUGGGAUUGGGAACGACUUCCGGAAGAUGAAAGAGGAAGUUCAAGAACAUUACGAGAAGCUAGAAGACCUUCUAGAUGACUUCGAGUCUACAGACGAGGAUGAAUCUGAUCAAGAUGAAGAAGAUGGAGAAGAUGGAGCUAAGCCCAUAAAGAUGGAGGUUGUUGAAAGCGCCCCGAUCGACGAGUACUUAAUACGGCUUGAAGAUGUCACGCCGGAGGAAAGACGUAAAGCGGAAGUAAAUGAGAAGCGUGACCACUGGCAGCAGUUGCGUGACAACUUACGCUCUCUAUUGGAUAAACUGCGCAAUCAGCUUGACAAAUCACAAGACGAGGACCCGAAAACAGGACGUGACGUGCGCAGGCAGAUUCACGAGGCAAAGGACUGUAAGGACGAGCUUUCGUUAGCUGAGCCUGCUAUCAAGGAGGUCAUCGAUCGCGCCAAUGAGUUGCUAGAUGAUGAUUACGUCACGGAGUCGGAGAAGGAAGCCAUUCGAGUGUACAUCUCAACCUUAAGUGUAGAGCUUGCAAACUUGGAUAAGAAGGCAGACGAGGAAACCGUGAGGCUCACAGUUUUGUUGGAACAGAUGCCAAAAGAUGGAGAAGGCGUGGAGGACCACGUGGUGGACGAGCGUGUUGACCGUGAGCACUGGGAAAGACCUGUGCUGGAGUUCAGGGAACCAAAAGAGAAUGCCAGUGUUACCAUACAGCUUAAGCCGAAGGAGCACCAUUUCAUAAUCCGACCCAAUGAACCAAUACAUAUGUACAUCGAUAAGAUACGGGAUGACCUUACACCGGAAGAAAGACACGCUCUUGAACAGAAGAGAAAACUCGACCGCUGGUCAGAUUGCCGUGACAGACUCGACAAGCUACGUGACCGCGCAAAGGAAAAAUUGGACCGUGUUCGGACUGACGGACCGAGGGAUCGACGGCAUUUGCACGAGAAAGUCCACGAAGCCAAAGAAUGCGCGGAGGAGAUUGAAGAUAAUGAGCCCGCAGUCGAGGAGGUCAUUGAGUUUGCGGAUUCUCUGCUAGAUGAUCCUAAUAUCGACGAAUCAAACAAAGAGCCCAUACGCUAUUACGUCACUACCUACCAAAUGGAGCUAAGGAAAAUCCAUAGGGAUGCCAGAGCCGAGGAAGACCGACUUCAACAUCUGCUUGAUGAGAGUGACCCGAUACAGACCGAGGAACUUGUGGAGGAAGAGGCUGUUGAGGAGCAGUAUUACGAGCGCGAUGACUGGAUAGACUGGGACCAACUGGAGGAAAAGGAUGUUGCGUCGCCCAAAUCGCCCCGAGUGGAUCAAGUUGUUCGUGUACAGUUUGCCCCAACAACCACUGACCACUAUGUAAUGAGGCUUCACGAGGGCAUGACGCUAGAAGAAAGAGCGGAGGCUGAGAGGGCCGAAAAGCGAGCUGACUGGAGGAACUGGCGGGAAAGGCUGGACGACCUGUUAGACCGAUUGAGAAGGAAACUUGAGCGUGCCAGACAGGCACCUCACAGCCGACAAGACUGCCUGCACCAAAUAGAAGACGCUAAGGAUUGCCAAGACGAGAUAGAACACGCCAAGCCGCACCUUCCACAAGCGCUGAGCCACGCAGAUGCGCUUAUAGAUGACGACACGGUGCCACGGGACGAAAAGGACGAGAUUCGCCGAUACGUCACUGACUUUGAGAUCAAGCUGAAGGGAAUCCGGAACAAGGCAGCUGAAGAAGAGGACAGGCUUCAACAUCUGCUCGACCAUUACCCGCACCCCAGGGACGCAAUCGAACCCGACAGGCUGGUGGAGGAAGAGGAGAUCGACCGGCAGUUUCACGAACAUCCUGAAUGGAACGUGAACUUUGAAGAUGACGAGCUUGACCACGCCAAUCCAGAUGAAGUUGACCACGCCCAUUCAGAUGAAGUCACGAUUAGGUACGUCAGCAAGGACCGAAUUCCAGAUUACGUCUCACGACUCCACGACGACUUAACACCAGAGGAAAGACGUGAGGCUGAGAGAAAGGAGAAGCUUGGACGCUGGCAUGGAUGGACAGACAAACUCGACGAUCUGAUAAACCGCUUAAACCGCAGGCUCAAACGUGCUAAAUCACGUGACCCAGACGCCACGCCUAAGGACAUACAAGAUCAAAUACACGAGGCUGAGGAAUGCAAGGAUAUGAUUGGAGACUCCAAACCUCAGCUAGAGCAAGCCAAACAGUGCGCCUAUGAGCUGCUGGAUAGCGAUGACGUCACGGAGGAAGAAAAGGAGGAAAUCCGAACAUACAUCACAACGAUCGAGAUACGACUGAAGCAAAUCAACAAAGAUGCGGAUCGAGAGCAAGAUAGUCUGGAGGAGCUAUUGGAUGAAUUCCCCAAAGACAGAGACGAGCUCGUACAAGAAAGGGUCGAACAGCAGUACCACGAGAAUCCGGAAUGGGACGUGAACUUUGAGGACCACGAGCCACGUGACCAUGAUAGAAAUGAAGUUUCCAUUAGGUACGUGGACAAGUCCCAUCUACCUGACUACAUCUCUCGUCUCCACGACGGCAUGUCUCCAGAGGAGAGGGAGGAAGCCGAGAAAGAGGACAACAUCCAUCGCUGGCGAAGUUGGCAGGAUAAGCUAGACGACUUGAUUGACAAGCUGAACCGCAAGCUUGCUCACGCCAAGUCACGUGACCCUAAUGCCUCGCGUGACGACAUCUGUGAUCAGAUUGACGAUGCCCGCGCAUGCAAAGAGGAGUCUGAAGACGCUCUCCCACAAGUCAAUCACGCCAUCGCGUGCGCCAAUGAGCUUCUUGAUCGUGAUGACGUCAGCGAUGGCGACAAGGACGAGAUCCGUACUUAUGUGACGGCGCUUGAGAUCCGACUGAAAAAGAUCCACAAGGAGGCGCAGGACGAGAAAGACAGUCUCGAGAAUUUGCUGAAAAAGAGGAGGCGCCAAAAGGGCGAGACCGCUGACCUGGUCGAUGAAGAGCCUAUUGAUCGGGACUAUCAUACCCGGCCUGCUUGGGAAGUCACGUUUGACCAGCUUCACUCUCCGGACGGCAGGAGGAGCGUUAAUGAGGAUGAGCUAACCCAGGAAAACCUUGACCGCUGGUCCGCAUGGCAGGACAAACUAGACGAGUUGAUCCAGAAACUGCUGAAAAAACUCAAGAACAUUAAGAACCAGGGCAAGCCUAAAAACAGGGCAGAGCUGGAGGAGCAGAAAAAGCGCAUACAGGAAUGCAAAGAUGAGGUCGACCGCGUGGAUCCGGUCGUUAAAGAUGCGCUUGACUGCGCAAACGAUCUCCUUGACGAUGAGGAUGUGAGCGAAGACGAGAAAGAUGAGAUUCGCCGAUACAUAGCUACCAUGGAGAUUCAGCUCCUUACUGUGCGCAGAGAAACGCAGGCCGAGCAGGACAGACUGGACGGCUCGUCUGAUGAAAUGGACUUAGCGCGUAAAGAGAGGCUCGGCCGCUGGGCUGAGUACCGGGAGCGCCUGCUGCAAAUCCACAGCACAAGUAACAACGACCUGACAGAUAUCACUGCCAUGGAGCAGCCAAUCACGAUCGAAGAGUUCGACGAACAAAUUGCGCGCACCGAGGGUUUCCUUGACGACGUUAGCAACAGCAUUCCCGAGAUUCGUCAGUGCCUGGAGUACGGGAAUACCCUACUUGAUGACGAUGACGUCAGCGAGGAGGAGAAGGAGGGCAUCAUGGAGGACAUGAACUACAUCGGGCAGCUCUUCAAAGACACCAAGCACGACGCCGACCAACACUACCAAUGGCUAAAGAAUCUUCGUGACCAGCACGUGACAGGAGGUGAUCACGUGACGGGAGAGACGACUGUAGAGAUGGUGCCUGUUGAAGUGGUCGAAGCUGAGAUAGAAGAGGGGCUGCCUUUUGAAUUGACACCAGAGGAGGAACGGGAACGAGAAAGGAAAGCGAAGAAGAAAAGAGAAAAGAUGGAUGAGUGGAAGGAACGGCAGAAAAAAAUCGACGAAAAGCUGGACAGGCUUAGAGAGAAACUCAAGAGGGUGAAGUCACGUGACCGGAUUCGAGACAAGAAGACCCUGAAAGAGAAAAAACAUGGGGCAAAGGAGUGUAUUGACAACUUGGAAACAGCUGAGCCCGAGAUCAAGCAAGCAUUGUCCAGCGGUUAUUCCCUACUGGAUGACGAUUCGUUCACUGUGGAUGAGAAAGAGCCUAUACGGGAGUACAUUAACUCACUUGAAACACAGAUCGCCGAUAUUCAGAACGAGGCUGCUGAGGAAGAGGAGAGCCUGGAUAUCGAGAUUCAGCAGCUAGAGGCGGAAAAGGUUGAAAAGGUGUUCAAGUGGAAGAAGUGGAAGGACAAGGUCGAGGAGGUGCUGAAUGAGCAGCGAGGCAAGCUAGACAACGUGAAGAAGAAAGGAGAGCCCACGAAACGACAAGACAUAGACGAAAGGAUCCUUAUUACUAAGGACUGCGAAGACUCGCUGGAUGCCGCUGACCCUGAGAUCCGUUUCGCGUUGGACUACGGGCGCCAGCUGGCUGAUGAUAUCGUCCUGGAGCCCGACGAGCAGGCCGAGCUGAGAAACGAAGUCCAGGGACUGGAGCGAGACGUUGCUGACGUCAGAAACGAUGCCGUCGGCAUGAGACAAAAGUUGUAUGAGGAUAUACAGUCGCUUGAGGCACAGAAGACCGAGAAGCUCAAGGCCUGGGCCGAGAGAAAGCGAACAACCCGCCUGUUGCUUGAGCGCAUGCGCAGUAAACUCGGCUCCGUCCGAAUGAAACUGAAACCUCGCAACAAGUCGGAGAUCAAGGAACGCCUGGAACAAGUCAAGGACUGCGAGGAGGAGCUGGGAACGGUAGAGAAGGAAGUGACGUCAUGCGUUCAAUAUGGCCGCGGGCUCGUCUCUGAAGGCACACUAGACGCGCAUGCGUGCGAUAAGGUGAAGGACGACAUUGAUGACAUCGAAGAGAACCUGCAAACCUUAAAGAAGCAAACAGCUGACGAACAACAAAGUCUUGCGAACUUGCUAGAGGAGGAGGAAGCGAUCAAGCUGGAAAAACAGCAAAAAUAUCGCGACUGGCGAAAGGAGAUCGAGGAACUUUUACAAGCACUCAGGGCGAAGCUAAAGCGCCUCCCGAGGAACGAGAAGGAUGCGCCACAAAGCGAGAAGAACAGAGAAGAGUGUAUGAAGCUAGCGCAGGAAUGCUCACGUGACCUUGAGAAGUGCGAGGAGGAGGUUAAGGCCGUAAAGGAUUACGGGAAGGGUCUACUAGACGACGACGCCACCGACGCGGAGAGAGCGAUGAUGGAGAGGGACUGGGCUCAAGCCGACGAAGACCUGUCGGCAGUGAGACACGAAAACGAGGCCAAACAAGACAUGCUCUCAGCGAUGUUUCAGCCGAUAUCGGAUGACGAGGCUGAUAAUCCCGCCAUGGCGGAGUGGCGUGAUAGAGUGUCACGCAUUCGCAUGGGUUACAAGAUCGCCGAAGAAAAACUCAGCUACGAAGAGCCCCUCACGAAACUGGAAAUAUCGGACAAGCUGGAAGAAAUCAGGGAGCUUAACACCGUAUUUGCCGAGACGGAGCCUGAAUUCCUGGAGACCAUCGAUUACGGUAAAGAGGUUUUGUCAAGCGAGUCCCUCCCAGACAAGAAUCGGCUGGAGAUGAAGGAUGACAUCCUCAGCAUGGCAGAGAGAUGGCACUACCUCAACAAUAAAGCGCGCGACGAUGAGCAGAGGCUCGAGAGCCUUCUAGCGGCGACUGAGGAGCAGUCACGUGAACUAGUGUCCUGGCACGAGCAGUGCGAUGGUCUUCAAGCCUGGACUGAUGACGUCAUUGCCCUACUGGAAACGAGACCAGUCUCUCCCGGCCAGUCGUUCGGUAACAUGAAGCGCCAACAGAGUGUCACUGAGGACGUCGUGUCGCAACUGAUGGAUAAGCAGAUUGAGGUGAAUGACGUCAUAGACGAGGGUAACAAGUUCCUUGAUGACACGUCUAUCGGUGAUGACGAGCGCGGAGACAUCCACCAGAAGAUGAUGAAGCUGCACAAUGACUGGGAUGUCCUCUCACAUACCAUCGCCAGCAGACAGGAGGACAUCCAGGAGAAGAUGGUCGAGCUGGAGAAGCAGCACCAAGAUAUGAUGGCGAAUUGGAGGAAGCGGUAUGGACCGCUUAUGGUAUGGAUCGCACAGGCGGAGACUCGACUAAGCAAGGACUUCGCUAUCGCCCCAGACCUCGACUCGGUCAAGAAGCAGCUGCCACAGAUUAAGAGCUUCGCGAAGGAGAAACAAGGCCGAGCUCAAGAAGUGAAGGAGACCCAAGAGAUCGGCGAACACCUCGUCAAGGACUCGCACAUCAACGAAGAUGAUAAAAACGAGAUUCAGAAAGAGAUGGACGAACUCCAGCACCGGUGGACAGAGCUGGACGAAUCACUGCACUGGAAAGAAGACCGCAUCGAGGAUACAGUGCGCAAGCUGGAGAUCCAGCAGGAAGACAAGUUGAGGAAAUGGGACGAAGGUUUGGACGAGGUGAACACGUGGGUCCAGCAAACCAAGGCCAAGAUUCGCCCCGAGCCUCUGCUAGCACGAGAUGUAGACGCAGCUUACGACCAGUUCGACAGCUUUCAGGACUUGGUUCGGGAUGCGCCCAUCUAUCAAGACAAGGUCACGAACUUGAAUGAGUUCAGCUCCAACCUGGUCACUGAUCCUUGCCUGGGCGAACAGCAGAGGGAGAGCGUGCGAGGCGACAUUGCCGAGUGCAAUGAGGACUGGAACGACCUCGUCAACCUGGCAAACGCUCGUCAGUCAAAGUUCGAGUCGAAUCUGAACGAGUUGGAGAGUCAGCAGAAUGACCAGUUCAACACUUGGACGAGUAGAUCGAGCCGUGCUUCUGAACUGCUUGACAAGUUCGAGUCGGAAAUGUCCACUCUGGAUGAACCACUCGCACUCACCCUAGAGGAAGUGGAAAAGCAGGACCAAGACUUCGAUGUGUUUGCGAACCAAGUUGACGUGAAUGAAAGCCAACUUAAGGACACUUUCAAACUUGGCGAAGACAUCAGAAGGGACUCUAAAUACUCCAAGGCAAAGCGCGACAGCGUGCAUGGUCAGCUCAACCUGCUGCUUUCCAGAUGGGACAGGAUCAAGGACUUCGUGGACCUCAGGAAGGGGAGGCUCGAGGAGACGGCCAAGCGGUUACGCCAGGAUCGGGAGAACAAGCGAGACGAGUGGGACGACAAACUGCUCGAGGUUGAUGUGCUUCUUAACAAUGCUGAGAAGGACUUUCGAGCAGCCGACUCACUAGCCGACGACCUUCCGACUCUUAAACGGCAGAAUGCCGAAUUCAAGAAAGUAGCAGAUGACGUCACGAGUAAAAAGCGGAAGGUGACGGACUUCGACCGCUUCACUAAUAAGCUGUCCGCUGACCCUGUGAUGGACGAUGUAUCACGUGACCACAUGAAGAUCGAGAGAGAUGCUCGCUUGGAACGCUGGGAUGCUAUCCAAGACAAGAUUGAGAAACACCAAGAAAAGCUAAAUGGCAAACUUGCUGAGCUGGAAAAAGGUCAAGACGAACUGACUGAUUGGCGCCACGACCUUUCAGCGAUACAAGACCACGUGGGCACCCUAGAGCGCAAGUGCGGCCAGCCGGUAUCACGUGACCUUGCCUCUUUAGAGCAGCAAAAAAAAUUUAUUGACAACACUGCAAAGGAUGCGGAGGUGUUUGACUCUCGCGUGAAGGAGUUCCUACGAUCAUCUGAAGAUCUGAUGGGAAAGACGACGAUAUCUUCCACCGACCGGCGAACAAUCGACAAGGAGUGUGACCAGCUUGAGACCAGAUGGCAUAGACUCAAGACAGAUCUGGGCAAAGAGGAGAGAAAGAUUGAUGAGAGACGCGAGGCGCUACUUCUUCGACUCAAGACUCUGCUCGGUCAAUGGGAACACAGGAAAACCGCAGUGUCCACGUGGUUGUCUGAAAUGGAAGCGGGUGUCAAGACCCAGGGUGCACCGGCGGCCGACUUGGACAAAGCGCGUGGGCAGAAACAUGAAAUGGUGGAAAUAUGCCGUGAGAUCGCCCAGUAUGCCAAGCAGAUCAGGGACCUAGAAGAGUUUGCUGAGGCCACCACGCGGGAACCCUGUAUGCGAGAAUUCGAGCAGAAGCUGGUGACUAACGAAAAGGAGUCCCUUAGAGCACGAUAUGAGGACCUUGAUCAAAACGCGGAGGCCGUAAAUAAAGCUUUGAGCGAAAGGGUAGAUAAGUUGGAAAAAGAGCAGCGUGCCAAGAUGGACCAGUGGGAGACCAAGACGGCGCCGCUGAACGAGUGGCUCGCGGACGCGGAAGUGCGUGUUGAGUCAUGUGACCCAAUUGGGUACGAUGUCCCCAUGGUAGAGCGACAGCGGCAGGAAACAAAGGAGAUGAUGAACGACUUCUUGAAGCAGAAACCUAAGUUCGCAUCCGCACGGGACCUGGGUAACAAACUAGUGACCGAACCUUGCCUCGGUCGGGAGGAGAGAGAUGCGCUAGAGCUCAAGAUGACUUCACAACAAGAACAAUGGGAUGAACUCUACGAAAGCGUCACGCAGCGUAAUAAUGAGAUUCAAGAAAGGCUUAAACAGUUAGAAGAAGAGGAAGAAGCGAGAAAACGCGCAGAACUUGAAGAUAAGAUGAGAAGAGAAAACGAGAAAAAACGAAAGGAGGAAGAACGAGCCGAAGCCGAGCUGAAAAAGAAGGAGGAGGAGGAGAGGCAACGAAGAGCGGAGGAAAAGAGGAAAAAUGACGAAAAGGAGAAGAAAAAGAAAGUUGACAAUAAGUACUUCUCAAGCCAGCUGACGUACGAGCCUCGAGUUGCUAAACCAGUCGAGGAGUCUCACGUGAUGAGUAGUCCCUACGGUGAACCAAUCAUAAUCUCUGACGAACCUCUUGUCGAGGGUGCUCUUGUUGAUGACCAGUUCUCAGAUCCCUUCGCCGACGCCGAGAAUGAGAGCCGCAAUAAGCUCGCAACAUGGCGAGACAAUGCUGAUGAGGUCAGACUAUGGUUGAAGGGCCAGGAGUUCAAGAUUAAGCCAGAGAGCGAAGAAGAGGACAUUGUCGGUUUGAAAGAACAAAAGAAGGACCUGAUGAUGUUAGAAAAAGAACUGGCCGAGAUGGAACCCAAAUAUCGAGCAGUGAAAGAAGACCACAAUGCACUGCGAGACAAUCAGUUCUUAGGCGAGGCUGACCAAGAGGCUGCUGACGAAGACAUGCAUGAUAUCGAGGCUCAGUGGGAGAAGAUGUGCGUUGAAAAAGAUCAAAAGAAAAAGAGGAUCGAGGGCAAGAUCGCAGACGAGGAGCGCAAAAAACUUGACAAACUGAUUGGUUGCCGUGCAGACCUCAGGAACUUGCAGGAAUGGAUCAGCAGAAAAAAUGACGAGUUCGAGAGACUGGAACCGAUAGCAAAAGACCUUAAGGGUGCGACCAGGCAGAAGAGCGAGCUAAAGGAUUUUUCCAAAGAGGUCCUGGACCAUGAGCCCAAGUUUACCCGGUGCACCCAAUCAGCGGUCAAAUUGUCAAAAGACCCUGGUCUUUCAGAAGACGAGUGUCACGUGAUCCAGAAAGAAGCUGAUGAUUGCGAGGAACGGUGGGAUACCCUAAACGAAAAAGUCAGCGGUCGUGUUGACGAUGUUGUACACAAAGUGUUGCUGCUGCAGAAGAAAGAGAAGGAAUUGAUGGACGAGUGGAAAGACAAACUCGAGCGAUUUGAGAGAUCCGUCAAGAAAUCCGACAGCACACUAGACUCGCAUGCGCAGAAGGGACCCGAGGGAUUACCUGAAGUAAAGAGUUCUCCUGACGUCACGAGUGAAUUGCAGGACAAAGCGAACCGCAACGAGGACAUCUCUUGGCGAAAUACCGUGGAUGAGUCUAAGGACAGACUGUCCAAGCUUCGCAUAAAGCUUCAGCGGAUCCAACGUGACAAACGGAACCGGAAGUGGUCUAUCCUGGACGCCAUCAAGGAAGUGUUCGGCUUCGGGAAACGCGAGCCUAAGCCGAGUAUUCAACUCGACAGACUGAUAGAGCGACUUGAAGAUCACGAGGAUCUGAUGCAAGAGACGUCCUCCGUACAGCGCCCAGCGAAUGACCUCCGCUCUUACGGCGAGACCAUCCGUAACAGUAACGAGCUGGACGAGGCGAACGAGGCGCGCGUGGACGACCAGCUCAGCGCUGCCAACCAGAAAUGGAACGCACUCAACAUGGCCGUCAUCUACAGGGAGAACCGGCUCGAGCAGCUCGCCCGCGAGAUCGAGGAUGAGUACCAGCGGUUUGACAAAUGGCGGGAAAGCUGCGAGAACAUGGCGCAGUUCACGAAGGAGUGUGACCGCUUGACCAAGCAAGAGGAUAAGGUCGGGUCUGACGUCAAAACGCUACAGAAGCAGCUGAAGGAUUGCCAGGAGUUUAAGAAAGAGGUUGCUGAGUACGAACCUCAAGCAGAAAACGUCUUCACCCUGAGCCAGCAGCUUCUAGACAGCGGUCGACUUGAUAAGGCGGACGCAGACGGAGUUGAGCAGACCCGUGUCACACUGAAAGGGAAAUGGACAUCUAUCAAUAAACACAUCUCCGACAGGGAGGAAAAGGUGAAUGCCAGACUGAUCGAGCUGCUUAAAAAGGAUACGGAAGGACGGCUGUGGCAGUGGCGGCACAAGUCGAUUGAACUCGAGACCUCGCUGACGGAUGCCAACAGGAAGCUACAGGCUGACGUUGACGAGACUGACUUCGUGGCCAUCCAGGAGAGCGCUGUUGAGGUCGAGGCGCUUGAGAGUGCCAUUGAUACUAACUUCAGCACGCAGAUCAACGCGAUCACGGACGACGGUCUGGACAUCGUGAACCAGAAGGCGCUGCACCCCGAGGAAGAGGGUGAAGUCAGCGACUCGCUCAACACACUCAACAAGCAGAUAGGCGACCUAGGGCAGAGGUCCAAAGAGAAGAAACAAAAAAUCAAGGCAGCAUCCGGGAAGUUUUUCUCGCGGGCGCUAGAUGAUGCAGCGGACUCUGCCAACCGAAUAGAGGGAACUGCUCAGAAGGAGUUCGCUGAAGUAGGGACGGACAUUGUUGGGGUGCAAAAACAGAUGGUUGAACUUCAGAAAUUCGAAGACGAUAUGCUGAAGGAGGAGGACAGCUUCGAUGAUUUACAGAAGAAAAUGGAUGAAAGCAAAGCAAAACACUUGCUGCCAGAGGAAGAGGAGAGACGUCUGGCGGAGAGGGCAGACAAGAUCCAGGAGCAAUGGGAACGAAUCAGGAGAGAACACGGGGAUUACAAGAAGAGGCUGACUCAAGCGAUGAUCGUCCUACAUGAGGAGCUGAUGGAGGAAGUUAAUGAUUGGUUAGACGAGAACGAGAAACUGGCGGACUCCAUUCACGUGAAGGACGAUGAUAUCGAGUCUGCUAAAGAGGAGUACACGCAAUAUACGGAGCUAAAGGAGGAAAUACGCGCAUUCGAUCCUACUUUCAAGCGUGCGAUAUCGCUGAGCGAAGAGUUGUUACGUGAUCAUCUGGUGGACCCUGAUCGAGCGGAGAGUUACGAGAAAGAGAUCGAGUCUCUUGAGGAGCGCAUGAAUGUGCUUGAACUCAAGACUAUGGACAACGGAACCAAGUUUUCAGUCGCGUUCGCACGGCGCCUCACCACCCGUCUGGAUGACGCGGAGGUAUCGCUCACUGCUGUCGAGUCGCGACUGGGACAGGAUGACCCUGGAUAUGUUGACCUGGACAGCUCCAAGAAGCAGCUCGAAUCCAGCAAGGCAUUUAUGAAUGAGGUGUCCGAUACUAACCGGACAGUGACCGAGAUUGUGUCCGAGGCAGAGGUCCUAGUAAAUGGAGAGUACUUCAAGAAACAUGAGGAGGAACACUUCCGCGGGCGAACCGACAAGAUCCGCAAACGAAACGACGCCAUUACUCAGCAGGCCGAACAAGAAAAGAAACGGGUUUUCGACACUUACAUCCUGCUUCUGAGGCAGCAUCUCAACAAAAUGGAUGACUGGCUCACAAAAGCCGAGAAACGAAUUGCUGCGACCGAGGAAAUAGGGCCUGGGUACGACGCUGUCCAGAAACAGCAAGAUGAGCACCAGCGGUUCCAAGACGAGAUCCGCGAGCACUCAAUGAUAACUGUCAUCCUCGAGUUGGACAUCACGGAUCCCACCAUCAACGAGAGUGUACAGGGGCAAGUGAAGAGCCUCAGCGAGAGAUGGGCGUCUGUCUGGAGGUGGUCAGAGGAGCGAAGGGCCCGACUGGUUCGGAUGCUGAAUGAGUGGCAGAAGUAUCGCGAUGAGCAGCUUGUUCUACUCAACUGGUUGUCUGGUAAGGAGAAGGUGCUAAAGGACAUGGGAGGCACCGACCUGUCAGACGAGGAGGAGGUCGCGAAACACCUCGACCAGCUCAAGAAUAACGAGAAAGAGCUGGACGAGCAAGGAAUUCGCCUGCAGACUCUACACAAGACAGGCGAGGACCUGCUCCGCGAUGGCGACCCUGAAGACCCGUCAACAAAAGACAUUCAGCAGCAACUCGCAGACUUCGACGAGUGCUGGAAUGACUUGGCUAAACAAGUAAUCGAACGAAUACACACGCUUGAGUCGUCUCAGAGCAAGCUAAAGGAGUUCCACGAAGAAAUGGCGGCCGUAAGCGAUUGGAUGGAUGACGUGGAAAAGAUAAUCGCGCAAUUCAGCCCAGGAAUGGACGCCGAGGCGGCGACGGACCUGCAAGCCAAAGUUGAGACCAAAUGCGAGGAACGCCCCAAGUUCGCGGUUCGUGUGGAUCGCAUCAACAGACUCGGCAAAGACCUGGGCGGUGACGUGGACCAGCCUUCGCAUGACGCCAUCACCGAGGAACUUGAGCCCUUUAACCAACGGUGGGCUAAGGUCUCCGAACAACUAGAGAACAUGAGCGACACAGGGUACCCACAACGAGGCAACGAGUGCUGUAUGGUCAGGAUACUUAGGAAUAAACUGGGCAUAUGCCAUUAAAAGAACACAGGGUACUCGCCUUUAGGAAUAUGCCAUUUAUAGGACACAGGGUACCCGCAAUAAGGAAUAAGCUGGGAAUAUGCCAUAAGAAACGCAUAGGGGACCCGCCAUUAUAUUUUCUGGUAUUCAAUCAAUUUCUGAUGCUAGCAUAAAGCAGCAUAGCAAUGCGACAGCAGCAAUGGGAAUAACAGGGUGCCCAACAAGCCAAGAAAUAUACAAAUUAAUGUUAACACAGGGUACCCGCCAUAUAAAUAUUCCAUAAAACAAUUUUAAAUAAGCACAGGGUACCCACUAAGUGUACAAAGUAUACCAUGUAAACACAGGGUACCCGCCUUACGUUAAACAUAACAGUGCCGAUGCUAUCUCCUAGAUUUCAAAGCAUUUGUGACAACUUUCCCGGAUGUGUAGCUUGCGUUCUAUUCAUACAAUUGUUUCAAUCAAUUUUGUUUUUCUAGCUCGCUCGGUCAAUUCCUUAUUAGGAAAUUACAAUACUAUUUUGGUGGUAAGACCAUUCAGAAAUAUCGAGGCCGCUGAUUGAUUAUAAGCUGCGCUUAAUAUGACACACGUGUGGCUGCAAGGUAAAAAUACCACUGGUUUCAAUAGGAAACUCUACGGAAAUACUUGGUCAAGGUACCAAGGAUUUUUCUAGGUUUUAUACGCAAGUUUGUUAGAUUUGAUAGGGGAGCAACUCUUAUAAUCUUGUUCUUUGUAAAUGUAAGGGGGUUGUGUUUUCUGUAUUAUUAAGCUUUUAUAAAUUCCGCGGUAUAUAAUUAGUACAAACACCUUAUUAUUAGUAUCGUACUCAUGUUAUCCACACGCCGUAAAGUAACGCACACUAGAAAAAAAACUAAAAUAUUUCAAUAAAUUCCAUUAAAACUAUUAAGCCGUAA